AUGUCGAAACCUGAAAUAUAUUGUGUUUUAGCUGUAUUUGCCAUACUUUGUUCGGUAACAGUCGGAGACCCUGACAUCCUGAUUGCUUUUGUGGUCACAGGAAACACCACCAUCGAUGCCAACUACUUCACUUUCACAAAAAUGCGUCAACUGGUGGGUGGCGAGUACCCGAGUACUUUUGGGGUGUUGAAAGCAAGCAUGAACGAGUUCCCAGCACUUGUUGGACAAAGCGUUUCGUAUGCAGUUCUUGAAUUCCCUGCAGGAUCCAUAAAUCCGGUCCACAUCCAUCCUCGGGCUUCUGAGCUUAUGUUCCUUGUUUCGGGAACUCUCCAAGUAGGGUUUGUGGAUACCAGUAACACGCUUUUUAAACAAAGUCUAGAAAUAGGAGAUAUUUUUGUGUUCCCCAAAGGACUUGUGCAUUUUCAGUAUAAUAAUGACGCUAAAGAACCAGCACUGGCAAUUUCGACCUUUGGAAGUGCCAACGCUGGAACUCAAUCGAUUCCAACCAGUGUCUUUAACACCAGUAUCUUUGAGGGUAUUUUGGAUGCGUCUUUUCGUGCUAAGAGAGCGACUAUUCGAAAGAUCGAAGAUGGGCUCAAGGCAUAA
This is a messenger RNA of Cynara cardunculus var. scolymus (artichoke), 606 nucleotides long. RefSeq names its product germin-like protein 9-3. Bases 1 to 606 code for a protein of 201 amino acids. The record is from RefSeq and is a predicted model, not a curated record. Gene Ontology annotation, cellular component: cell wall. The transcript has a single exon. Lineage: Eukaryota; Viridiplantae; Streptophyta; Magnoliopsida; Asterales; Asteraceae. Gene Ontology annotation, molecular function: manganese ion binding.